ACUUUUCUUUUCAAUUUUAUAGUUCCAAAACAACACCUACAAUGCUCUCACACCAUCGAGCAAUCACAUCUAAAAAAAAGUUAAAUGAAACAAAUUUUUCUGAAAAAGAGACUUGAACGAAAUGAACUUUCAUUUUGUGAUUCGGACUUGUAUCAAACAGAACGUUUUGUAUUCCUCGCACGUUUAUCUUCGAUAUUAAGUAAUUCCCAUCCGAUACAUAUAGUAGAUGUACGACGUCUUGUACCGUAUUACAUUGUUGCUCCUUCCUUCAUUCGCUUAAAUGCAAUAAUUCGUGACAAUUUUUUUCGGUUGUGACUUAAUAAAUUUUCACCCUAUCAUCGUAGUAAUAACCGGAGUGAGUGAGCAUUACUUAGUGUAUAUGAAGUCAUUCAAAACCGGCGAAAACGAAUACGCGAUAAAUUUUAUAAUUUUGUGACAAUGGAAGAUCUCAAAUAUAUUUAGAGUUUGAAUUGUGAUUUUGUGCAGCACUACAAUACCCCGGGUAGAACGUGUUGAACUUUGGUAAAAAUGCAAUAAAUGUAAUUUACGUUUAUGGUUGUCAUAUUUUACGAAAUGUUUUAAAAGAAAAGGAAGACUGACUUUCGGGAUAGCUUAAAUUAUAUGUAUAUCUGCUGUGUGUGUUUCAAGUAAUAUAAUACGUUCAGCUCGACACCGACUGAAGAACAAAAGACCCAAUAAUAAUAUGCUCUUGUAUCGUGUGCAUUUUAUUGCUCAACAAAACUAAUGAAAAUAUGUUGAUUGUACGACAGUGUUGGCUGUUAUUUUUCUACUCUGGAAUAGGACUGCCGUUCGCCGGUGUUUAUUCAAUUAAGUACGAGGACGAUUCUAAUAAAACGGUGCAAAGCCGUCAGCUUCAGUCUGGAUUCUUCCCAUCUGAUGUCAAUCAAAACACCAACUACUAUGACAACAAUGCGAACUACAAUGGGAACUACGACGGAAACAAUUUAAACUACAACGGAAACAGCGGAAAUUACAAUGGAAACAGUGGAAAUUACAACUCAAACUACAAUCAAAACACCAAUUACGACCUCAAUUCGAAUAGCCAAUACCAAGGCGGAAAUACCUUACAAUUUCCGAACAAUGACAAUCCAUCAACCAAUUCCCAACCUCUGAACGUGCAAGUUCAACAAGACAACUCCGUUUUUAAUACGGGCGAGUAUUACAAUGUGGAUCAACCGCAGCAAUUCAGCAACAACGACGUACAAUAUUUCGCUUAUCAAGACCCACAAUUAUCAACAUUCGCCAAUAACAAACGACCCGUUACGAGUUACUAUCAACCAUCGCAAGCAUUCCAACCGAAUUUACAGAAUCCACCACCACCUCAAAGAGUAACUCAACGACCAAUUGGCCCAUUCCAACGACCACAACGGCCUCAACGUCCACUGGGACCUGUCAACAACAUUCCACAACCGUCCGGACAUUAUCAACAAAACUAUGCUGGAAAUUUCAACAAUUACCAGACAACAUCGAAUCCAAUUUCGAAUUUCAUCUCGAACAUUGGACAAGGAGCAUCUGACUUUUUUAAUGGAGGAUCGAAUUCAAAUUAUUUUAGCGGACCACCGAAUGGGCCGCCUCAACAAUUCGAUUCAUUCAAUCGUCCGAUUCGGCCGAAUGGUGGAAGACCACCACCAGGUGGCCAAGGACCAUUUGGUACCAUUGAACAGUUGGGCAAAGCUAUCGACGAAAUCACUAGAAACGACGAUUUUCAAUGCAUUCCGAAAGUGAUUUGUCAAAUGUUUGGUAGCCAGCGACAACAGAGCUCGUAUUCAUCGAUCUUAGGAUCGCCAAUAUUUUCUGGGCUCAUAGCAGCAGUCCCUUCAUCGUCAACUGGUUUAGUUUACGGUCGAGCUGCCUUACUGGGAUACUCCUCCGGCGAACAUACAUGUAACGGAGCAUAUCCGAAGUGUCCUAAAAACGAGGACGAUCUGUUGUAUUACUUGAACAAUCACCGUGGUGGCUUCUUCAGAUUCUUUAACGGUGGAGCUACCUUUGGUGACGACACAAACUACAACUAUCAGCACAACAAUCAGCAAAAUCACUACCAGAACCAGAAUAAUCAAUACAAUCAAAACUACAAUCAACAACAGGCUGCGCCGCAACAAUCGGGUCUAGGUAACUUAGCUGCACUCCAAAAUUUGGCUGAUGCUAUCAACCAAAGUGACGGCAUCAAUCUAAGCAAUUUAGCAUCGAACGGAGGAUUGUUAAGCAAUUUAGCUGGAUUAGUAGGUGGAGGAACUGGUGGAGGAAAUGGAGCCGCAGAUCUUCUCAGUCUGAUUGGUGGUGGUGCAGCUAGUGAUGCUUCCGGAGGUGGAGCAUCCGGAAUUUUGAAUAGUUUAAUUUCGGGAGUUAACGGUGGUGCGUCGGCUACUCAGGCAAGUGAUGCUAAUAAUAUUGGACCGAUAAGCCUUCUGGCUGGACUCGCUCAAAAUAAUGGUGGAUCGACGGCGAAUAUUGGUAGUGUGGUAGGAAAUCUGUUGACUGGAUUCAUCGGAAACCGAUUCAGUUCGAGAAAAAUUUCGAAGAGAAGUGUCACAGAAGGGGACAUAGGUAUUGCAAACGAAGAUGGUAAAUCAAACGAAAAGGUCGGUGGAAACAGUACCGAUGAACUGAGUGAUGUAGAACCAAGAAUCAUGAAUGGAAAGUUGCCAAUCUUAUCAGCACUGAACGAACCGUCGAAUUCAAAUUCAAUUAAAUUUACCGAUGAAAAUGAAAAUGUGUAUCGUGACGGGAAACAAAUAAAAUUCGAUGAAAACGAUGUCAACGACGAGAGCAAAAAAUCAUUUUUCAUAUUCCCAUCUAAUGACAUCGGAAAACAAAAUGAAAAUGUUAUUUUCCCAGCAUCGAACGACGCAUUCCGUACAUCCAAGAAAAUUAAAUUUCAACAAACCGACUCGGAUUCACAUUUCUUUCCUGCCAACGGCGACGAUCCUCAUCAAUCAUUGAACGAAAUAAACGAUACACCGCCGUAUCAUCGCAUCAAAAUGGUUUUUCCCGACCGAACCGGUACGGGAAAUUUAAUUUUCGAUAAUAAAGAAUUCGACACCGACAGUACACGAAUCGGAAGAAUAUUGACGGGAUUGCGUGUAUUGCAGCGCUUAGAACAAAUUCAGCAAUUAAAUGGGAACACUAAUCGAAUUCUCUUUGAUGCAACCAGCAACGGUAAUCGAUACGAAAGCAACAGCAAUAUUAAUGCGAAUCCGUUGUACAGUCUUGCACAGUCGAAUAGCGAGCCAUUAUCGAACAGAUACACAACAAAUCAACAGGCCAAUAACCACAGAUUUGGGAAUCAAAAUUAUAACAUCAAUUACAACUCCCAGAGUAGCUACGGUGCAGGUGGUGGUGGUGGUGGAAGGUACGGUGGUGAUGAUGAUGCUAGUCAAAAUGUGUACGUCACUAAUGGACAGGGCGUUGUUGAGUACUACAUCAAUAAAGCCGGUGUUAAGGUUUACGUGUGAAUUAUAAUCUCAUUGCAGCGUAUCAAUGUCGAACAUAUAUAACUCUCUCACCAUAAAAUUAUUGUAAAUCCUUUCAGGUUGCGAUAACAUUGUACAUUUCAUUAUUAAAUGUUUUAUUUUUUACAUAAA
Molecule: messenger RNA, 3605 nt
Organism: Bradysia coprophila
Lineage: Eukaryota; Metazoa; Arthropoda; Insecta; Diptera; Sciaridae
Source: RefSeq, a predicted model, not a curated record